This is a messenger RNA of Argentina anserina (silverweed cinquefoil), 1262 nucleotides long. RefSeq names its product inositol oxygenase 1-like. Lineage: Eukaryota; Viridiplantae; Streptophyta; Magnoliopsida; Rosales; Rosaceae. The transcript is spliced from 11 exons. The record is from RefSeq and is a predicted model, not a curated record. Gene Ontology annotation, cellular component: cytoplasm. The coding region runs from base 164 to 1093 and encodes 309 amino acids. Gene Ontology annotation, molecular function: iron ion binding; inositol oxygenase activity. Gene Ontology annotation, biological process: inositol catabolic process.
GGCCGAUUAUAAAUACCAGCCCCAAUUUCCAAGCUCAAAAUGCCACCACACCCCAAACUUCUUCUUCUUCUUCUUUUUCUUCCCCCAGAUUUCGUUUCUUUGUCUCUAUUUUUUGUCUGGGAUUAUUAUUCUGUACGUGGCUAGCUCUGGUUUUUGAUUCAGGAUGACUAUCCUCAUUGAGCAGCAGCACCAACCUGAGUUUGGAGUUGAAGUUGGAGGAGGGAAGGAGGUUGUUGUGGAUGAGAAAGAAUUGGUCUUGGAUGGUGGAUUUUUGGUGCCACAUACCAACUCGUUUGGACAAACUUUUAGGGAUUAUGAUGCAGAAGGUGAGAGGCAACCAAGUGUGGAGAAAUUCUACAAGAUCAAUCACAUUAACCAGACUUAUGACUUUGUCCAGAGAAUGAGAAAAGAGUACAGCAAAUUGAACAGGGUUGAGAUGAGCAUAUGGGAAUGCUGUGAACUUCUCAAUGAGGUUGUAGACGAGAGUGAUCCGGACUUGGAUGAACCUCAAAUUGAGCAUUUGUUGCAAACUGCUGAAGCCAUUAGAAAGGACUAUCCCAAUGAAGAUUGGCUACACUUGACUGGCCUUAUCCAUGAUCUUGGGAAGGUGCUUCUUCUUCCUUGCUUUGGGGAGCUUCCUCAAUGGGCUGUUGUAGGUGACACUUUCCCAGUUGGUUGUGCUUUUGACAAAUCCAAUGUUCACCACAAGUAUUUCAAGGAGAACCCCGACUACAACGAUCCGGCUUACAACACUAAACAUGGAGUUUACUCCGAGAGAUGUGGACUGAACAAUGUACUGAUGUCAUGGGGGCAUGAUGACUACAUGUAUCUGGUAUCCAAAGAGAAUAAGACGACUCUACCUUCAGCUGGUCUUUUCAUUAUCAGAUACCACUCAUUCUAUGCUUUACACACAGCAGGAGCUUACAAGCAUUUGAUGAAUGAAGAGGAUCUCGACAACUUGAAGUGGCUUUAUGUAUUCAACAAGUAUGACCUUUACAGCAAGAGCAAGGUGCGGGUUGAUGUUGAGAAGGUGAAGCCAUACUAUCUGUCUCUUAUAAAAAAGUACUUCCCAGCUGCCAAACUAAGAUGGUGAACUUCAUGAUAUGAGCAGAUAGCCACAAACAAGAGAUGACAUUUAGAGUUACAGUUGCUUUUCCUCUAUGUUUCUAAAUUUCUAUAAAGCUCUUAUGUAUCAUCUUUCAUGUAUGUUGUAUUUUAAUUAUUUUGGUUUUCUUAAAUAAAACGCCAGUCUGUUGAUAGUA